AACACCUGCAGUUUCCGGCGCCUACCGGAAGUACUUGUAUUUUCGUGUGUGAAACGAAUAAAAUAACCGGAGCUAUUUAGCUGGAUUAACUUUAGCAUAAUUACUGCCUCUAUGGUAUACAAAAUUACCGGCUAGAGGGAAUAACAAUCGUUUCAGCCAUGUCCAUGUCCCAUCUGUAUGGGAAGAGAAAUGAGGAGGAGGAAGGCGUGGAGAUAGAGAGCUUUGAGGUGACAGAAUGGGACCUGGCCAAUGAGUUCAACCCAGACCGCCGCAGGCACAGGCAGACCAAGGAACAGGCCACCUAUGGCAUCUGGGCUGACAGGGACUCAGACGAGGAUGAGAGGCCCAGCUUUGGAGGCAAGAAGUCUAAAGAUUACACUGUUCCAGUGAGCUUUGUGAGUGGUGGUCUUCGUAAGUCUGCAGCUGAGGAAAAACAGCACCAACAAAAAGAGGAAGGAGGCUCUGAUGACUCUGAAGAUGAUGGUCCUUCAGCACCUCCCCCUCCUCGUGGCAUUGCACCCAAAAAACUCCAGAUGGGUAACUUCCGGGGGAACCAGUCACAAAGGUUUGCAGGUGGCAUACAGUCUGGUAAAGGCAUCGGUAGCUGGGAGAAGCACACAAAGGGAAUUGGCCAGAAACUUCUGCAGAAAAUGGGUUAUCAACCUGGCAAAGGCCUGGGCAAGAACGCUCAAGGUAUUAUUAAUCCCAUUGAGGCAAAGGUUCGUAAAGGCAAGGGAGCAGUGGGUGCUUAUGGCAAUGAGCGAACCCAGCAGAGUCUUCAGGAUUUCCCCGUGGUCGACUCAGAGGAGGAGGAGGAAAAGGAGUUUCAGAAGGAGCUAGGCCAGUGGCGUAAGGAUCCUGCAGGUUCUGUAGGGAAGAAGAAGCCCAAGUAUUCCUACAGAACUGUGGAUGAGCUAAAGGCUAAAGGCAAGGUGGCAGGGCGCAGCACAGCAGCAUCUGCUGGAGAGUUGGCACAGGUUAAGGUAAUAGAUAUGACUGGGCGAGAACAAAAGGUAUAUUACAGCUAUAGCCAGAUGUCCAACAAGCACAGUGUUCCAGAUGAAGGUCCGCCAAGCUUGUCCACACAGGAUCAGAAGGGAUCAGGCUUUGCUCUCCCUGAACUUGAACAUAAUCUGCAGCUACUGAUAGACCUCACAGAACAGGACAUAUUACAGUCCGCCAGACGUCUGCAGCAUGAGAAAGAUGUAGUUGUGUCCCUGAGCCACGAGUCACGAGCACUGCAGAGCAGACUGGAUGCAGAGCAAGAUGCCAUCUCCAGAAUGGAGGCUGUUCUGGCAUUGGUGGAGCGUUUUCCCUCUGGGGAGAUGGCCCCUGGGGAGGGGCCCACCCUGCAGGAGUGUGCCCGGAUCUUUGAGACUUUACAAACAGACUAUUAUGAAGAAUACAAGACAAUGGGAUUGGCAGACCUGGCUGUAGCUGUUGUCCAGCCGUUACUCAAAGAAAAACUUCGGUCUUGGGACCCUCUGAAGGAUAGCUCUUAUUGUCUGGAAGACAUCGGUCAGUGGAGAGCAAUCCUUGAAUCCAGAGACCUCCAUACCAGUGCCCCAGAUUCAAACAUGGACCCUUACCACAGACUGUUGUGGGAAGUGUGGAUCCCAGUGAUGCGACCUUGUGUGUCAGGCUGGCAGCCUCGUAUAGUAGUGCCGAUGGUGGACUGUGUGGAAGUGUGGGCUCCUCUUCUCCCAAUAUGGAUCCUGGAACACCUGAUGGAGCAGCUGAUCUUACCUCGGCUACAGCGAGAGGUAGAUAACUGGAACCCUUUAACUGACACAGUGCCCAUCCACUCCUGGAUCCAUCCGUGGCUGCCUCUGCUUCAAUCACGUCUAGAGCCUCUCUACCCACCUAUCCGGAGCAAGCUAUCCAAUGCCUUGCAGCGAUGGCAUCCAAGUGACGCCUCGGCCCGCCUCAUCCUACAGCCAUGGAAAGAUGUUUUCACACCAGGUGCAUGGGAAGCCUUCAUGGUGAAAAACAUCAUCCCUAAACUAGCUCUGUGUCUGGAAGAGCUGGUUAUCAACCCUCACCAGCAGCAGAUGGAUCCAUUUAACUGGGUGAUGGAUUGGGAGGGCAUGUUGUCCCCCUCCAGCCUGGUGUCCCUGCUGGACAAAAACUUUUUUACUAAGUGGUUGCAGGUCCUGUGUUCAUGGCUGAGCAACAGUCCUAACUAUGAGGAAAUCACUAAAUGGUACCUGGGCUGGAAGAGCAUGUUUAGUGACGUCUUGUUGUCACAGCCGCUCAUUAAAGAGAAAUUUAAUGAAGCUUUGGACAUCAUGAACCGAGCAGUGUCUUCAGGCAUGGGUGGAUAUAUGCAACCUGGUGCAAGGGAGAACAUUGCAUAUCUAACACAGACAGAGAGACGAAAAGACUUCCAGUAUGAAGCGAUGCAGGAGCGCAGAGAUGCCGAGAGCGUGGCUCACAGGGGCAUCAGUGCUGGUGUGCCGACUAACUUCAAAGAUCUCAUCCAGACCAAGGCAGAGGAGAACAACAUUGUCUUCAUGCCCUUAGUGGCCAAACGGCACGAGGGCAAACAGCUGUACACAUUUGGGCGUAUUGUCAUUUACAUAGACAGAGGGGUUGUGUUUGUGCAGGGAGAGAAGACUUGGGUCCCCACGUCUUUGCAGAGUCUGAUAGAUAUGGCCAAGUGAGGGUGGACGGACUGAUUCCUUGGUCUACUAUGUGUAAAAGAGAAUAAGUAGAGCAAAUGUUUGCCUUUUGUGUAACUGCUGAUCUUUGUCAUAUGUGUCUUUGUACAUUUUUAGUGUCACUAGAGCUGUGAAUAAAUCAUUUUUGAUUGUA
Messenger RNA from Epinephelus lanceolatus (giant grouper), 2814 nucleotides. It is a transcript of the gene tfip11, whose product is annotated as tuftelin interacting protein 11. Lineage: Eukaryota; Metazoa; Chordata; Actinopteri; Perciformes; Serranidae. Gene Ontology annotation, biological process: spliceosomal complex disassembly. Gene Ontology annotation, molecular function: nucleic acid binding. Gene Ontology annotation, cellular component: U2-type post-mRNA release spliceosomal complex. The record is from RefSeq and is a predicted model, not a curated record.